Molecule: messenger RNA, 1869 nt
Organism: Symbiodinium sp. CCMP2456
Lineage: Eukaryota; Dinophyceae; Suessiales; Symbiodiniaceae
Source: the annotation of a GenBank genome assembly
AUGAAGCUAUUUCAGGGGCUACCUGCAUCAGUGCCUAUUGAUCACGGCAGAUACGAUGUCGAACUGGAGAGAAGAGUCUUGAGGGCUGUUUACUGGGACGAGCCUGAUCGGCGAGUGAUCCGCAGCUCCUGGUUUCGAGGGCGGAGAGGUGCCUGGACCCCUUACGAUGAAGAAGACGGCGAGGGACUGGAAGAAGCUUUUCAGCGCUUGCGAACCGGUAAGGAGCUUCCUCCUUUGCUUGUUCCGGUGAACAGGGGUAAGGAUGAUGUCCGCUUUGAGGCUCUUCCGCCUGAGAAUGCUGACGAAGAUUCAAGUGCAAUUUCAUCAAUGCUCUUUGGAAAAACGUCCAAACGUCAACCUGUGGAUGGCAACUUACGCGCAUCAGACAGCAAGGUUGAUGCUUCUUCAGUUGAACAGGGCGAUCACACCGCACAAUCAGGCGACGAGCUGCAGUUCACUGCGAUUCAGGAAGCUGUUGAAAGAAGUGGAUCUCAAAGGGAAGCAGUACAAGUGUGGCGCGGGUAUCAUGCCGUUGCUGGGGAAGAUGAACGGCAGGAGGACGAUGAAGAGCAACUGCCGCAGCACGUGGAGUGCCUGACCUUUGUGGUUCAUGGCAUUGGGCAGUACCAUCGUGCACAACAAGGUGCAAAUUCUCAGUUCUUCAAGGAAGUGGCACGGGUGCGCAAGCUUGCAGCGAAGUACCAGGUCGAAAGAGCCAAAGAACAGGCUCGCCAGGGGCGCAUCGAAUUCCUUCCGUUGGAAUGGUAUGGUCCCAUACAUGUCGAGGUUGGAAUAGGCAACAGGCUGAAGAAUGUCACUCUAAAGUCGGUGAGCCACCUUCGCGACUUUGCUAACUUCGCCUUGGCGGAUGUGAUGGUGUAUUUGGAUGAGCAGUGGCGCGAGCGCAUCCAUGAUGAGCUGCUGAAGAAGAUGGGUCAGCUCUGGAAGCUUUUUUCUGCCCGGACUCCAAACUAUUCCGGAGAGGUCGCUGUCAUUGGUCACUCUCUGGGCUCGGUCAUCAUGUUUGACCUCAUCCAGAAGGGGCUUGAAAAACUACCUUGCGGCUUGCACUGCUCGCCUUCCAAGGACAUGCCGCAAGGUUCUUCCAAGACAGCAAUGCUUUGCACGCCGGCCAAAGCUACCGUCGGCACGCCGGGGAGCUUUGACAGGAAGGGCAUCAAGCUUCUGAAGGAGCACGUGGCUCGUGGCAAUGUGGCGGCUCUGGCCAAAAGCAAGGACGGCAAGGACUCGCAUGAGCACCCUGUACCCAGAUGCCUGUUUGCCGUGGGAUCCCCUCUCGGAAUGUUCUUGAGCAUACGGCUUUCGCAAAAAGCGCAGCGAGCAUCAAGGUACUUCCGAGGCUUGGACGUGAGAUGGCCCCCAUCCAGCGCUGGGCAAGGAUGGAGGUUCUUCAACAUUUUUCAUCCUGAUGAUCCGAUUGCGUACCGUAUUGAGCCGCUGCUGAAUCCUGCUUAUACCAACAUGAGCCCAAGGGUGGUCCCACAUUGCGGCGGUCUGCGGUGGAAUCAUCGAAUUGCGACUUUGUGGUCUUCUGUGGCGACGCCAAAGAGCGGUGAUGAGGUGGAUGCCGAGGCUCCCCUGGACGAGGUGCUGGUCGUGCCAACGGAGGAUCCUUCGAGCUUCUUUGAGGACAAGCCCGUUCGGCAGUCGAUUGUCACCGUUGAUCGCCUCGACUAUGCUUUGCAGACCAGCGCAUUUGAGAGCAUGAACGAGAUGCUGAGCGCCAUCCACAGCCACUUCAGCUAUUGGGAGAACGAGGACAUGUUGCAGUUCGUCGUUGAUCAGAUUUUCGAAGCUAUCAGCGCCGGCUGCGGCCCAAGACCCUUUUCUUACCGUGGCGAUUCCUGA